GGGAGAGGAUAAAACAAACAGCUCUGCAGCACUUUGAAGAUGCAGAAGGCCAAGUUUUAUAGAGGAAAGGCAUUACUUUGUGCAAAUAAGUAUUUGUCAUGGUAUUUGUUAGUGUGUGUGGCACCUCCAAAAUAACUCCCUGCUGCAGUUGAAGCUUUGAACAUAUCACAAAAAUUCCUUUGUGGGCAAAGAAGGGUCAUUUUGUGUAUCUGUGGAGCAUGGGAACAUGCAGGCUGCAACACUAUGGCAGUGGAGUGCACCUCCAAGGAAGCAGAGGACUAUCCACCACCACAAUGUGCUGGCUUGCGAAAUAACAAUAAUUUCAUUUUAAAAAGUUACAGAGUCAUUUGCAACUAUCUACUGCAGUUAUUUUACAUGGAAAACAAGUUCAUUCUGGUCUUGACUGCGGAAAACAUAAACAUCUAUUAAUAGAAAAGAAACAAAGUUUAAUUUGCUCAUGGAUCAGUGAAGUCCAAAAAUGUGCCUUAAUGUUGGAUGGACUCUGCCCUUUCUCAGCGUUUAAGAUUCAGGAGUGAGGGCCAGCAGAGCUUAGAAGAAGACAACCCUCACAAUUUGUACCCACUCCUGGCUUUACUGACUGCUGCCCCAGCAACAAACAACCCAGAAGCUGAAUACCUUGAUAAAUAAAUAAGGCUCUCUUAAGAGGUGACAUGAACCUUGAAGAGUAUUUUGCAAGAACUGGCUAUAAAGGUUCGCUUGAAAAACAAGAUUUGGAAACCUUAACCGAUAUAUUCCAGCACCACAUCCGUGCUGUUCCCUUUGAAAACCUCAGCAUCCAUUGCGGGGAGAAAAUAACUUUGGAGUUGGAGCAUGUGUAUAACAAAAUUGUGCAGAGGAAGCGGGGUGGCUGGUGCAUGGAAAACAACCAGCUGUUGGGCUGGGUCCUGAAGCAUCUGGGUUACGACACCAGCUUUCUGGGAGCGUAUGUGUUCAAUCCACACCAAAACGCAUAUGCCACCCUCAUGACCCAUCUCCUUGUAAAAGUAGUUAUUGAUGGCAAAGCCUAUAUUGUUGACGGAGGCUUUGGUGUAUCCUAUCAGAUGUGGCAGCCGAUGGAGCUUGUGUCGGGAAAAGACCAGCCACAGGCUCCCGGCGUCUUUCGCUUUACAGAAAAAAAUGCCAUCUGGUACCUCGAGAAAAUGAGACGGAAACAAUAUAUCCCAAAUCAAACCUUCUCUAACUCCGAUCUUCUGGAGAAAAAAGACUGUCGGAAAGUUUACAUGUUCAGCCUCGAGCCACGGGCAGUGGAAGAUUUCCGUUUCCAGUGCACGUACCUUCAGACCUCUCCAGACUCCCUCUUUACGAAGAAGUCCAUCUGCACCCUCCAGACCACCGAUGGCUUUCGAGCGCUAAUUGGGUGGACACUCACGGAGACCACAUACAACUACAAGGAAAAUAUGGAUCUGGUGGAAUUUGUAACUCUUGAAGAUGAAGAAGUGGAAAAAACCCUCAAAGAGAAAUUCAACAUAACCCUCGAUAGAAAACUUGUCCCAGUUAAUGUCAAAGGAUUUUACACAAUCUAGGUGACCAGGAAAACCUACACUAAUGUUACGUAUAUACAGUACCUCCCACUGUCUGCACAAUCACUCAAUCACUACUGAAAGAUAAUGGGAUUCUUUGCAGGCAAUUGAAGGAGAAAUACAUUAAUAUGAGGUUAAAGUGAAUUUCGCUCUGUGAAAAAUCAGAGUCAGGUAGAUAACAAAAAAAAAGAAAAAAAAAUCUUAAGUCAGGUAGAUAGAAUUAUUUACUGUGAGAUGACUGCAUUCAAUUUUAGGCACAUAUGUAGGAUCUGAUUUGAAUUUGCCUAUAAACUUGGGUAAGAAAUAUGUCUGGGGAAUUUUGGAGUGCCUAUAGCACACAAAUAGGACUAUGGAUUAUUAAUUGUGAUAUGCUGCCAACACAUUUUCUACAGUUAUUAUAGGAAGAAAAGUAAUCUGUGAGCAUUUAGACAAUGAAGUACACAUUCAGAACUUCAUUUUUCACAGGAUCUAACCACUUGCAGCUCAUGUCACUUCUCUACCUUUAAUAUAAGUAAAACAAUGUCAUCCUUGAAAGGAGCAUUAGGAACCAUAAUUCUUUCACCAUUACCCUUAGACAAAAACGUAGUACAAAACGAAAAUUACCAUCAUGUGCAUUCCUUUUGCCAUUACAGCAGUAAACUGCCCAAAGUAAUUUUAGGUAUGUACGUAUUUUUCCGGUGAUGAAAACCGAAUAUAUUGCAGCAUUAUUGUGGCUGAUGGGCUCUAAGGAGACACCUACAAGCUCUGCUUCUGACAAGUAAUCAUCCUUUAAAGGAUGAGAGAGGCUUAAAUGUCACAACUGGCUUAGAUUUAUUUCUGUCCCAAAAGGGUGGAAAUGUGGCAUUUUUAGCAUUGCAAGUUUUUUGUAUAACAAAGGUAGAACAAUGAAGCUAACCUCACUAUACUCUUAAUUCUGCCCCCUUUGUGCAUAACAAAUAUGGGAGCCCAUAUGGGUAUCCUGAAUGAGUACCACUUAGCACAGAAGCAUUCAUGUCACAAAUAAGUUAACUCAGCUGUAUCAAAGUGAAAAAAAAUCAAGACACCAAAUCUAAAGGAACCUCUUUCUUUAGAAUAAUUUCAGAAUCACAUUUCCCCAUUUUUAGCAAACUGUUGUUGCCCCUAUCCUGCUGCUCUGCAAAAAGCCCAAUCAAGGAAACCACUAGGAAAGCGAAACAUUCUCAAAUGCAUCAAAAAUUACCAGAAAAACUGAAAAACAUUCUUUAUCCCUCAUCUACAAUAAUCCUUAGUAUUGGUCAAAUGUUGAUUUCUCCUACUGAUAAUAUGUUUUUGCUCAAAGACAUCAUCUGAUCAUGAAUCUCACAAAUGCUGUAACUGUAUACCUGAAAACAAAUAAAGGGAAGCAAAAACAUUAAUGAAUUGCUUUAA
This is a messenger RNA of Strigops habroptila (Kakapo), 2927 nucleotides long. Its product is annotated as arylamine N-acetyltransferase, pineal gland isozyme NAT-10. The record is from RefSeq and is a predicted model, not a curated record. The transcript has 2 exons. Gene Ontology annotation, molecular function: acetyltransferase activity. Bases 672 to 1544 code for a protein of 290 amino acids. NCBI's taxonomy places the organism in Eukaryota, Metazoa, Chordata, Aves, Psittaciformes, Psittacidae.